UGUGUCCCAGGCACUUAUGGCAUAUACAGCAAAUAUGGCUGUAAAGAUAGUGCUGUCUCAAUUAACACCGGCAUGUCCUAUGGCCAGUCUGUCUCCUCAGGCAGUGGUAUUCAAAAGCCAGUGUCCUAUCCCGACAGCAAACCUUAUCCACCUGUGCGUGAAACUUUCCCAUCGAUCUUGGCCAAUUCUGGACAUGGCAGCAUUAUCCAUGUACAAGGUGGACAAAAAGUCAAUCCUUGUGAUAGAAGUUCCUCUUCCUACAACAUCGUUAUCUGUAAACUGAUACUAUCUUCUACCUCACAGAACAGCAAAACCAAUGGCCACCAGGGUGGAUCGUCUUCUUCCGGUGUCAGUAAGGGUUGUGGAGAGUGCAAAGAACCAGAGAGACUGACAUUGGCUAUUGUACUGAACAGCAAUGGCCUCAGUUAG
Molecule: messenger RNA, 429 nt
Organism: Chelonia mydas (Green sea turtle)
Lineage: Eukaryota; Metazoa; Chordata; Testudines; Cheloniidae
Exons: 12
Coding region: 73-429 (118 amino acids)
Source: RefSeq, a predicted model, not a curated record